Bolinopsis microptera is the source of this 1237-nucleotide messenger RNA. RefSeq lists its product as uncharacterized. The record is from RefSeq and is a predicted model, not a curated record. Lineage: Eukaryota; Metazoa; Ctenophora; Tentaculata; Lobata; Bolinopsidae. The transcript has 4 exons. The coding region runs from base 22 to 1062 and encodes 346 amino acids.
UGUUAGCAAUUAUCAGACUUCAUGAAAACUACAAUUACAAGAUUCGAUAUGGCUGUUUUACUAGUCAAACUGAUUGGAAUCACUUUUUCAUAUCUCAUGGAGGCAGCACCCCUUCACAAUUCGAACAGUUCACAAUAUCUCGUUAUCAGCAGAGAAACGGAUCUGAUCAGGAGUCCUGUAGAGCCUCAACUUCCGCAAGAAACUGAUCUCGGAGACAACAAAAACCCCGAAGAGAUAGAUUAUCUAGCACCUGGCUCAUUGGUUCUGCUUAAGACAGCAGAUGAUGCUUCGUUUGUGACCAAGGAAUUAAUAGCAACAAAUUCUGAAGACGAUAACGAUGCCCAACCGAACGAUGAAAACAGUCAGAACCUGACCAGAAAGAAUGAAGAGCAUCAUUUUGUACGAGCAAAUGAUCUCGAUAUCUUAUAUUUAGAAAAAAGACCCGAAAAGACUGAUUUUCCGGUCCUUGCAAACGAUGAUUCAAUAGAGACAGAAGAAGCGGAUUAUUGGAGAAACAUUGGAAAACGUAGCGAAGACACAGCAGCAUCUAUAUCAUCUGCUAAAUCCGGAGCCAAUGUUGUGAAUAUACUGAUUCUGAUCGUGAUAUCAUUGGGAGGUCUGGGUGCAGGAAUACUCAUCAUCGGAGUUCUGGUUGCCACCUUUAUACCACAACUGAUCAUGUCAAGAGAUUAUUUGCGACCAUUACUUCGAAUUUACGAAAAGGUGAGUGGUCCGAACCAGUACAGACUUCAUUUGGAAGACUUGGCAACCCUCAAAAAUAAACCGUGUGCUGUCCGGGACAUAAGGAUUAACGGUUACGACAGUGACGAUUCACUUGAUGAGUAUAUCUUACAUUGGACUCGGUGCAGGCAGAGUCAGACAAAAGGUGCAGGCGACAAAAGAAGAAAGUCUCGUCUGUGGUGGACUGAUAGUAAUACCAAAUAUCACUGUGAAGAUGAGGAGGAAUUCAUCGACCAGGGAGGUGCUGUGGGUGUCAGGUUCAGUGAGUCGCUCAGUGAGUUCAGUGAGAGCGAAUAUGAUUCGAACGAGAACGAUUUCUGAGAUCUGCAUGCUCCGAUACGACAGCUUCUGGGUCUUGACGGUGAAGUUUACUCACUCCGCUUCAGCUCAAGUAUAUGACGAUACUCUCAAAAUGGAACUGCGGGGGCGUCUUUCUAUCCGCCACAUAUUUUUUAUUUUCUUAUUCCUAUUCCUGUUUUGCACUCACCUGUUUGAU